This is a messenger RNA of Phacochoerus africanus (Common warthog), 4963 nucleotides long. It is a transcript of the gene ADCY10, whose product is annotated as adenylate cyclase 10. The record is from RefSeq and is a predicted model, not a curated record. Gene Ontology annotation, molecular function: adenylate cyclase activity. The transcript is spliced from 32 exons. Bases 1 to 4833 code for a protein of 1610 amino acids. Gene Ontology annotation, cellular component: cytoplasm. Gene Ontology annotation, biological process: cyclic nucleotide biosynthetic process; intracellular signal transduction. NCBI's taxonomy places the organism in Eukaryota, Metazoa, Chordata, Mammalia, Artiodactyla, Suidae.
AUGAACCCUCGAAGAGAAGAAUCACGGGACCGGGCCAUCGUCAAAAUAGCAGCUCAUUUACCAGACCUCAUUGUCUAUGGAGAAUUCUCUCCAGAGCGACCCUCUGUGGAUUAUUUUGAUGGAGUCUUGAUGUUUGUUGACAUUUCAGGUUUUACUGCAAUGACUGAGAAGUUCAGCACAGCCAUGUACAUGGACCGAGGGGCUGAGCAGCUGGUGGAGAUCCUCAACCACUACAUAAGUGCAAUAGUGGAGAAAGUGUUGAUUUUUGGAGGAGACAUCUUAAAAUUUGCAGGUGAUGCGCUGCUAGCCCUGUGGAAGGUGGAACGGAGGCAACUGAAAAACAUCAUCACCGUGGUAAUUAAAUGUAGCCUGGAGAUUCAUGGAUUGUUUGAGACCCAGGAGUCUGAAGAAGGCCUGGAUAUCCGAGUCAAGAUAGGACUGGCUGCCGGCCACAUCACCAUGUUAGUUUUUGGAGAUGAAACUCGCAACUACUUUUUAGUGAUUGGUCAGGCGGUGGAUGACGUGCGCCGCGCACAGAACAUGGCUCAGAUGAAUGACGUCAUUCUCUCGCCUAACUGCUGGCAGCUCUGUGACCGCAGCAUGAUUGAAAUCGAGAGGAUUCCGGAUCAGAGGGCAGUUAAGGUUAAUUUCUUAAAACCACCCCCUACUUUUAACUUUGAUGAAUUUUUCACAAAGUGUAUGUCUUUCAUGGAUUAUUAUCCUUCUGGUGACCAUAAAAACCUCCUGAGGCUGGCUUGCAUUCUGGAGUCCGAUCCUGAACUGGAGCUGUCCUUGCAAAAGUAUGUAAUGGAAAGCAUAUUGAAGCAGAUUGAUGACAAACAGCUUCGGGGUUAUUUGUCUGAGCUUCGCCCAGUGACAAUCGUGUUUGUGAACCUGAUGUUUAAGGACCAAGACAAAGCAGAAGUCAUAGGUUCAGCCAUUCAGGAUGCCUGCGUGCACAUCAAUUCUGUCCUGAGGGUCUUCCGAGGCCAAAUCAACAAAGUCUUCAUGUUUGACAAGGGCUGCUCCUUUCUCUGUGUCUUUGGUUUCCCUGGGGAAAAGGCACCUGAUGAGGUCACUCAUGCCUUGGAAAGUGCUGUGGAUAUAUUUGACUUCUGCUCUCAGGUUCACAAAAUCCACACCGUUUCCAUCGGCGUGGCCAGCGGGAUUGUCUUCUGUGGAAUCGUUGGACACUCUGUGAGGCAUGAGUACACAGUCAUUGGUCAGAAAGUCAACAUAGCUGCCAGAAUGAUGAUGUACUACCCAGGAAUUGUGACUUGUGACUCCGUCACCUACAAUGGCAGCAACCUACCAGCCUACUUUUUUAAAGAGCUUCCAAAGAAAGUUAUGAAAGGUGUUGCAGAUUCUGGACCAGUAUAUCAGUGUUUGGGCCUUAAUGAGAAAGUCAUGUUUGGGAUGGCAUACCUCAUCUGCAACAGAAAUGAGGGUUACCCUUUGCUGGGACGUGAUAAGGAGAUCAAAUACUUCAUGUGUACUAUGAAGGAAUAUUUGAUGUCUAACUGCAGCCGAGUCCUGAUGUAUGAAGGAUUACCGGGAUAUGGAAAAAGCCAGAUACUUGUGGAAAUUGAGUACCUGGCCCAAGGUGAGAACCACAGGACUAUUGCUAUUGCAUUGACUAAGAUCAGCUUCCAUCAAAAUUUUUAUACCAUCCAGAUACUCAUGGCUAAUGUACUAGGUCUGGAUACUUGCAAACAUUAUAAAGAACGACAGACCAACCUUCAAAAUAAAGUCAAGUCACUGUUGGAUGAAAAGUUCCAUUGUCUUCUUAAUGACAUUUUCCAUGUGCAGUUUCCUAUUUCACGGGAGGUUUCCAAGAUGAGCACCACGAGAAAGCAAAAGCACUUGGAAACAUUGUUUAUGAAGAUCUUGGAGCAAACAGUGAAAGAGGAAAGGAUUAUUUUCAUCAUCGAUGAAGGCCAGUUUAUUGAUUCCGCCUCCUGGACCUUUAUGGAGAAACUUAUCCGGUCUGUUCCCAUCUUCAUCAUCAUGUCCCUGUCUCCCUUCAUGCCCUGUGCAGCUGCCAGCGCCAUAAUGAAGAACAGGAACACCACCUACAUCACCCUUGGAGCCAUGCAGCCUAAGGACAUCCGCAACAAGGUCUGCCUAGACCUCAGUGUCACAGGGAUCCCCAAAGAACUGGAUAUUUACCUGGCAGAGGGAAGCUGUGGGAUUCCACUUUACUGUGAAGAAUUGCUUAAAAACCUGGACCAUCACAGGGUACUCGUUUUCCAAACAAUGGAGUCUGAGGAAAAGACAAAUGUGACCUGGAAUAACCUGUUCAAGAAUUUUGCCAAGCCAACAGAAGACUUAAAAAUAUUUACUUUAGGUUUUGAGGAAGGAAAUGGAGAAGUCUGUAACCUCGCUAGUGGUGUCAGAUUGAAAAACUUGUCACCACCAGCAUCAUUAAAAGAAAUCUCUCUGGUCCAGCUGGAUAGCAUGAGCCUGUCCCACCAGAUGUUGGUGAGAUGUGCUGCCAUCACUGGCCUGACCUUCACGACAGAGCUGUUGUUUGAGAUUCUCCCUUGUUGGAACAUGAAGAUGAUGAUCAAUGCCCUGGCAACCUUAGUGGAAUCCAAGGUCUUUGGUUGUUUCCGGAAUGGAAAAGAGCUCAGGUUGGCCCUGAAACAGAAUACGGCCUCUUUCGAGGUCAAUUAUCGCUCCCUCUCUCUAAAGCCCACUGAAGGAAUGGCCCGAGGCGAGGAGGAGGAUCACCGUGAGCUGGAAAGCCAGGUGAUUGAGUACCACAUCAUUCGAUUCUGCAAGCCAAUGAUGCAGAAAACAGCUUAUGAGCUGUGGCUGAAGGACCAGAAGAAAGCCAUGCACCUGAAAUGUGCCCGCUUUCUGGAGGAAAACGCCCACAGGUGUGACCACUGCCGAAGUGGAGACUUCAUCCCCUUCCACCACUUCACAGUGGACAUCCGGCUCAACACUUUGGACUUGGAUACCAUUAGGAAGAUGGCUAAAUCCCAUGGAUUUCGAACUGAAGAAGAGAUCACCUUUUCCAGAAUGGAGAUUUCUAAGAGAUCUGAAAUGUUUUCGGAAAAUCUCAGUUCGGAAGAAAUAAGAGAAAAGAUCUUGAGAUUCCUUGACGUCAUUAUAACAAAAAUGAGGACACCUGAGGAGGACAUCAUCCCGCUGGAAUCUUGCCAGUGUGAGGAGAUCCUGGAGCUUGUGAUCAUGCCUCUGGCUCACCACUUUCUGGCUCUGGGGGAAAACAAUAAAGCCUUAUAUUACUUCCUGGAAAUUUCAUCUGCCUAUCUCAUCUUGGGUGAUAAUUAUAUGGCUUACAUAUAUUUGAAUGAGGGAGAGAGGUUGCUGAAAACCCUCAGGAAGGAGAAAUCUUGGAGUAAGACUUUUGAGUCGGCUGCAUUUUAUACCCUCAAAGGUCAGGUCUGUUUCAACAUGGGCCAGAUGGUGAUUGCCAAGAAAAUGCUGAGGAAGGCCUUGAAGCUCCUCAAUCGAGUCUUUCCUUGCAACUUAAUCUCCUUGUUUCUCCAGACCCAUGUUGAGAAAAACAGAAACUUUUAUUAUGUGAAUCAGAAUCAGCAGGCCCAGGAGAGCUCACCUCCAGGGAAGAAGAGGCUAGCACAACUUUACCAGCAAACUACCUGCUUCUCCUUGCUGUGGCAGAUCUGUAGCUUAAAUUAUUUUUUUCACUACAAGUAUUAUAGCCACCUGGCAGCUAUGAUGCAAGUAAAUACUGCAAUGGAAACUCAGGAUGAUUUCCAGAUCGUUAAGGCCUACCUGGACUAUUCACUGUACCACCAUCUGGCCGGCUACCAGGGCGCGUGGUUCAAAUACGAGGUCAUGGCCAUGGAGAAGAUUUUCAACCUCCCCCUGAAACUCGAGAGUAUUGAGAUCACGACCUACGUGGCAGAUAAGCUUGGCUAUAUCAAGCUGCUAAUGGGUCACUUGGACUUGGCCAUUGACUUAGGCUCGCGAGCCCACAAGAUGUGGUCAUUGCUUCGGAAUCCCAACAAACACUGUCUGGUCCUCUGCUGGCUCUGUAAAUCCCUCUUCUUGAAAAGCAGACACAAGCAAUUGAUCCAGGUGCUGGGGUGGCUGUGGGAUCUCUCCAUAGCAGAAGAGCACAUCUUCAGCAAGGCAUUUUUCUAUUUUAUCUGCCUGGACAUCAUGCUUUAUUCUGGCUUUGUUUAUAGGUCAUUUGAUGAAUGUUUGGAUUUCAUAUACCAAAAUGAAGACAACAAAAUCCUCAAGUUCCAAAGUGGAAUGCUCCUGGGACUUUACUCGUGUACAGCCAUCUGGUAUGCCAGACUUCAGGAGUGGGACACCUUUCACAUAUUUUGCAAUAAAGCCAAAAACCUGAUGUCAAGAAGAACCCCGACAGCUCUUUACUACAUAGGCAUGAGUAGGUACAUGGAAGGGCAGGUUCUCUACCUUCAAAAGCAAAUUGAAGAACAAUCAGAGACGGCUCAGGACAGUGGAGUCGAGCUCCUCAAGAACCUGGAGAGUUUGAUCGCUCAAAAUACCACUGGGCCUGUCUUCUACCCAAGGCUCUACCACCUGAUGGCCUAUGUCUGUAUACUAAUGGGAGAUGGGCAGAACUGCGACCUCUUCCUGAACACAGCCUUACAGCUCUGUGAGACACAAGGAAAUGUGCUGGAGAAAUGCUGGCUGAAUAUGAGCAAAGAAUGGUGGUACUCAAGCUCUGAGUUUACAGAAGACCAAUGGCUUCAAACAAUCCUGAAUCUCCCAUCAUGGGAAAAGGUUGUAUCAGGCAAGGUAAACAUGCAGGAUGUUCAAAGAAACAAAUUCCUGAUGAGAGUUAAUAUCCUGGACAAUCCUUUCUAACAUUUCCUGAAAGACAACGAAUAUUUUAGUAAUGCUCACUCUUUUGUGAUUAUCCGUUAUUAGCCUUUCUCUUCUGCCAUCACCCUCCAGCUUCCUACACACUCCCUUCUGUUGCAGACAUGGAAUAAGA